GCAGAGCGGAACAAACAUCCUGAGUGGAUGGAUGUAACGAUUAAAAACACUUUGUUUGUUUGUAUUGACUAAAAAUAGUCUGGAGCAUUUCUUUUAAAUGUCCGUAUGACGUGUGACGUCUGAGAUGAGCGUCACUUUGGAUAUAAGACUGAAAAGAGCGAACAAAGUUUAUCAUGAAGGGGAAGCGGUGUCCGGUGUCAUCGUGCUGGUGUGUAAGGAGGCACUGCAGCAUCACGGCAUCACCCUGAACAUGGAGGGCGUGGUGAACCUGCAGCUGAGCUCCAAGAGCGUUGGUGUCUUCGAGGCUUUCUACAACUCUGUCAAGCCCAUCCAGCUGAUCAGCAGUAACAUCGAGGUGGCGAAGGCAGGAAAAAUCCCAGGAGGCAAGACUGAGAUCCCCUUUGAGUUCCCUCUGAUCACGAAAGGCAACAAAGUGCUGUACGAGACCUACCACGGCGUCUUCGUCAACAUUCAGUACACCCUCCGCUGUGACAUGAAGCGCUCCCUGCUGGCCAAAGACCUGAGCAGGAACUGUGAGUUCAUCGUGCACUGUCAGCCUCAGAAAGCCAAAGUUGUCCCGACUCCGGUCAACUUCACCAUCACUCCUGACACCCUGCAGAACACUCGCGAGAGGAGUUCACUGCCAAAGUUUCUAGUCAGGGGACAUUUAGACGCCACCAACUGCGUGAUCAGCCAGCCGCUGACUGGAGAGGUGGUGGUGGAGAACUCAGACGUCCCCAUCAAGAGUAUUGAACUGCAGCUUGUGCGAGUAGAGACCUGUGGUUGUGCUGAAGGUUACGCCAGAGAUGCCACGGAGAUCCAGAACAUCCAGAUAGCUGAAGGCGACGUCUGCCAUAGCCUCUCUAUUCCCAUCUACAUGGUCUUUCCCAGGCUGUUCACCUGCCCCACACUGGAGACCACCAACUUCAAAGUCGAGUUUGAAGUCAACGUUGUCAUCAUGCUUCAUGAUGAUCACCUUAUCACAGAGAACUUCCCUCUGAAGCUGUGCAGAGUCUGAACCGACGCAGCUCUACUGGAUUCAAUGCUCUCUACAACACUUUUGUAAAAUGCAGCAGUACCUCUAAUAAUGCUAAUACUCUGACUAUAAAUACACCUGAAUUUUGUCAGAAAUAUACAUAAACAUGACCAAAAGUGUUAGAUAUCAUUCCUUUAUUAUGUUUUAAAGGUGAAAUUUCAGUUUAAUAAACAUCACAUUUUUCAAAGUGAA
Epinephelus fuscoguttatus (brown-marbled grouper) is the source of this 1228-nucleotide messenger RNA. RefSeq names its product VPS26 endosomal protein sorting factor C (gene vps26c). Gene Ontology annotation, cellular component: endosome. The record is from RefSeq and is a predicted model, not a curated record. The coding region runs from base 125 to 1018 and encodes 297 amino acids. Lineage: Eukaryota; Metazoa; Chordata; Actinopteri; Perciformes; Serranidae. The transcript has 8 exons. Gene Ontology annotation, biological process: intracellular protein transport.